Molecule: messenger RNA, 1112 nt
Organism: Sapajus apella (tufted capuchin)
Lineage: Eukaryota; Metazoa; Chordata; Mammalia; Primates; Cebidae
Exons: 2
Coding region: 447-1112 (221 amino acids)
Source: RefSeq, a predicted model, not a curated record
GAAGUAAAAUCUGUGGAUUUAGCCCUAAAGCAACAGUUUCAAACACCUGAGGAUUUAACCCUUGAGCUGGAACAGGAUGGUCAGAUAUCUAUAAACUCAUCAGGGCAGCAAUGUGUGAAUUUUGAGCAAGUAAAGAGAGGGUCUGAGUCGGAAGGUGUAAUAUCUUUGGAGUUAAUUCCAGAGUCAAAAUCAGAAGGUAUAAAAUCUGUAGACCUCAAGUCUGACCUACAGUUGAAAGGUAUUAAAUCAUCUGAAUUGACUCCAGAACCAAAUAUGCAAGAUGUAAAAGCUAAAGAGUUCAAACAUGAACCACAGUUGCAAAGUCUGAAAUCUCCCAAGUUGACUCCAGGACCACAGCUGCACCAGGCAAAACCCUUGGGCUCAACUGCAGAGCCACAGCUUCAAAGUGUGAAAAUUGUGGAGUUAAAGGGCCACAGCUUGGAAGAAUGAAAUCUGUUCAGUGGAUAACAAGACCUGAGUUCCAAGGUGUAAAAUCUGUGGGAUUAAAUCUUGGGCCACAAUCUCGAAGUGUCAAACCUGCAGAGUUGAAACUUUUCAUACAGUGGGGAGAUAUGAUAGCAUCUAAAUUGGUUCUAGCACCAAAACUUCAAGGUGCAAAACUUAUGGAGUUUAACCUUGGGGCACGGUUGCAGUGUGUAAAAACCUCUGAGUUGUCUGCUGGACCACGACUGCAAAAAGGGAAAAUUUUGGCAUCAAGCUCAGAGCCACAACUUCAAGGUGUGAAAACUGUGGAGUUAAACCAAGACUCACAGCUUGGAAGUGCAAAAUCUGUGCAGUGGAUACCAGGACCUGAGUUCCAAGAUGUGAAAACCGGAGGGCUGAAUCUUGGUUCACAAUCUCAAGGUGUCAAACCUGCAGAGUUGAAAUCCUCCAUAGAGUCAGGAGGUGUAAAAUUAUCUGAAUUGACUCUAGGGCCAAAAAUUCAAGGUGCAAAACCUGUGGAGUUUAACUAUGGGCCACGGUUGCAAUUUGUGAAAACUCCCAAGUUGUCCCAUGAACCACAGUUGCCUAAAGGGAAAAUUCUGGCAUCAACCUCAGAGCCACAGCUUCAAGGGGUAAAAACUGUGGCAUUAAACAGCUUGGAAGUGUGA